AUGGCAACAGGAAAGGAUAGUCGGCUGACGUCCACAUUAUCGCCUGAAGAUAUCGCUUUGGAAAUUGCCUCCCCAGAAGAGCAGCAGAAAGUAACAGCUCAAAAAUUCGAUGGCGGUUUAGAAACUCGAAGCAAUGACUGGGAUUUCGGAUCCUCCGAUUGUGGUGUCUACAGCGUGGAAUCUUUCGAAACUGACCCGUGGAAUGGAAUACGAAUGAAUAUAAACGAGACUUCCGAGGACCAUUCUAUCAUUGCUGGAAACGAUCUACAGAGCUCAUCUGUACGUGGUAGUGACAACUGGCUGAUGCCAACGCAGAAAGAUGUCAAAGAGAGAGGCUUCGAUAUCGGUUCGAAAGACAUGGGAGAAAGUUCAUACGUCCCACUUGACCCAAAUCUCAUUCCCUCGGAUGAAAAUUUAGUUCAGAGCUAUUCUCUCUCAGAAUUGUUGCAAGAGAUUUCAAGGGUGAACAUAGCCAUCGAAAAGCAGCGACAUCGACUCGCCGAAAUGAGCACUGACCAAUUUACUCGGCAAAAUAGGAGCAUCAACAACACUCCAAUUGACAGAAAUUCGGGUCAUCUAUUUCUCAAAUCUCAACAAUUGUUAAUAUUUCCAAUCGAUGAGGUACUCAAGAUUUCUUACCGUCUGGUUCGUAUAAUACAAGAUAUUACGUCUUUGAUCUCUAUACAGGAAAGAGACAAUUUGAUCUCGACCGAACCUUUAGCUGUUCUAGAUGACGCAGCGGUCCUACUCAUCCUAGCUUGCUACCUCAACUUGUUAAAGAUGUUCGACAAAUUCUUCUCUGAUACUUCAGCCAGCCCAGGGAGUCCUGAUCCUAAGUUUACCCUUCCCUUGACAAAGGUUGGGGAGUUCGUAGUGCCAAGGACUAUGACAAGCCGGAGCGAACGCUCACUGAUUUACGAGACGGCGCAGGCCACUCAUUCUCUGUUAAGCAGUACGAUAGAAGUUGUUCGUAACACUUUGAAGACCCAGAAAAGUGGUGAAGGGAUGCGCUUAGGGAACACUAUGCUCGAGCUCCUAAGGUUUGAGGAGAAGGCGUUGACUGAACGUAUGACGGAGACAAUUCAAGACUCCCUAUUGGAUGCAAGGGGAGUAGUAAACUAA
Botrytis porri is the source of this 1122-nucleotide messenger RNA. RefSeq lists its product as uncharacterized. The coding region runs from base 1 to 1122 and encodes 373 amino acids. The record is from RefSeq and is a predicted model, not a curated record. Lineage: Eukaryota; Fungi; Ascomycota; Leotiomycetes; Helotiales; Sclerotiniaceae. The transcript has 2 exons.